CCCGAAUGGCCCAAAAAAGCCACACCUCUGUCGGUUCGGAAAUGACGCAGAGUCACUUCUGGUAGUUCCCCGUUUUGGCUGCGAUCGGAACCAAGCACAUCGCUGGCGGCCGGUCCCGACCUGACCAGACGUGGCUCCCGGGGGUUUGCAUCACCUGACACCUGGCAGCCAAUCGUAACUUCAUGAGUGACUGGGAUUGCCACUUCUUCUGCUUCUUUCGUUGCUGCUGAGCCCAGAGGCUGCUGGGAUUCGUGGUUCCCACGUGGUAGCUCCUAGAAGGAUGUCUGUAGUGUCGGACGGCAACGAAGGUGACAUCUGCACCAACUCUGACGAGGAGGUGGAGGGUGAAGGUGGGGAGGAGGAUGAGGAAGAUGAGGAGCCGGGGGACAUACCAAACUACUAUGACGACGUGCAUGAUGACGUGGAGCUGCAGGACACCUACGACCCGGAGGAUUAUCAGUUCACCUGUCUUUCAUACUGGGAGAGUCAGAGGGUGCUGGCGCAGGAUGUGGCCAUCGUGGCUGGUGCCCUGAAGGUCACUCCUGCUGUUGCUAAGCUUGUCCUCGUUCAUUUCCGCUGGCAGGUGUCUGUGAUACUCGACAGGUACAAAUCCAGCUUCUUGCAGAUGCUGUGUGAAGCGCGAGUCCAGCCCAGUGCAGGCAGAUCUGUACCGUACUCCCAGUCUCCCCAGUGUGGCGUGUGUCUGCAGCUGGUCAGGAAGGACUUUCUGCUCGCUCUGUCGUGCCAGCACUCCUUCUGCAAAGCAUGCUGGGAACAGCACUGCACCGUGCUUGUCAAUGAAGGAACAGGAAUUGGUAUUUCAUGCAUGGCCCAGGACUGCUCCCUCCGCGUGCCCGAGGACCUUGUUUUCCCUCUUCUCUCCAGUGAGGACCUGAAGGACAGAUAUCGGCGCUACCUCUUCAGGGACCAUGUGGAGAGCCACGCCCAGCUGCAGCUCUGCCCUGGGCCUGACUGUCCCAUCGUCAUCCAGGUGCAGCAGCCCCGCGCAGGACGGGUGAAGUGCAGAGGCUGCAGCCAGGAAUUCUGCUUCAAGUGCCUGCAGAUGUACCACGCCCCCACUGACUGCGCAACCGUGGUCAGGUGGCUGACCAAGUGCGCAGAUGACUCAGAGACUGCCAACUACAUCAGCGCGCACACCAAAUAUUGUCCAAAAUGCAACAUCUGCAUUGAGAAGAAUGGAGGCUGCAAUCACAUGCAAUGCUCCAAGUGUAAACACGACUUCUGCUGGAUGUGCCUCGGUGACUGGAAGAGCCACGGCAGUGAGUAUUAUGAGUGCAGCCGCUACAAGGAGAACCCCGAGGUGACCAACCAGAGCCAGCAGGCCCAGGCCAGGGAGGCCCUCAAAAAGUACCUCUUCUACUUUGAGAGGUGGGAGAACCACAACAAAAGCCUCCAGCUGGAGGCACAGACAUACCAGCGGAUCCAGAGGAAGAUCCAGGACCGUGUGAUGAACAACCUGGGCACCUGGAUCGACUGGCAGUACAUGCAGAACGCAGCUAUGCUGCUGGCCAAGUGCCGCUACACGCUGCAGUACACAUACCCCUAUGCCUACUACAUGGAGCCUGGACCCCGCAAGAAACUGUUUGAAUACCAGCAGGCGCAGCUGGAAGCUGAGAUCGAGAACCUGUCGUGGAAGCUGGAGCGAGCCGACGGCUAUGAGCGAGCGGGAGCGGCAGGAGGAAUGAGUGCCACUGACCAAGGGGACCUGGAGAUCCAGAUGCACAUCGCAGAGCACCACAGACGUACGCUGCUCAAGGACUUCCAUGACACUUAAGACUAACCUUCCUGCACCUCAACAGCGACCCCAGCUGGAGUGAGGAGGCCAGUGCCUCGGAACGGCUGGCUAUCCCCGGUCUGCCUGCAGACCUCGCGCUUGUGCACAAACCCAAUGGGACAGAGAGGCUGCACAAAAAGGCUUCUUUACUCACCACGACACCAGUGCAACCUGCCCUCUGAAGACAAAGAUACUCGAUCAGGACACUAAACCAAUGCACUCUGUUUUUUUGUAUAUUUUCCCCAUUUUUCUGGCUGUUGCAUAUUUCGAUCAUUUGGAACAUUGGGGGGGGGGGGGGGUGGUAUAAAAAUGCUGUAUUUUCCAGCCGUUGUGUAUUAAUAGACUUCUUAAAGGGUUUUAAAUGAA
Paramormyrops kingsleyae is the source of this 2161-nucleotide messenger RNA. Its product is annotated as E3 ubiquitin-protein ligase ARIH2-like. The record is from RefSeq and is a predicted model, not a curated record. Lineage: Eukaryota; Metazoa; Chordata; Actinopteri; Osteoglossiformes; Mormyridae. Gene Ontology annotation, molecular function: zinc ion binding; ubiquitin-protein transferase activity. Gene Ontology annotation, biological process: protein ubiquitination.